GAGAGACAGAGAGAGAGACAGAGAGAGAGAGACAAAGAGAGACAGAGAGAGAGAGAGAGAGAGAGACAGAGAGACAGCGAGAGAGAGACAGAGAGAGAGACAGAGAGAGAGACAAAGAGAGACAGAGAGAGAGAGAGACAGAGAGAAGAGAGAGACAGAGAGAGAGACAGAGAGAGAGACAGAGAGAGACAGAGAGAGAGAGAGAGAGAGAGACAGAGAGACAGAGAGAGAGACAGAGAGAGAGACAGAGAGAGAGACAAAGAGAGACAGAGAGAGAGAGACAGAGAGAAGAGAGAGAGAGAGAGAGAGAGAGAGAGAGAGAGAGAGAGAGAGAGAGAGAGAGACAGAGAGAACAGAGAGAGAGAGAGAGAGAGAGACAGAGAGAGAGACAGAGAGAGAGACAGAGAGAGAGACAGAGAGAGAGAGAGACAGAGAGAGACAGAGAGAGACAGAGAGAGAGACAGAGAGAGAGAGAGAGAGAGACAGAGAGAGAGACAGAGAGAGAGAGAGACAGAGAGAGACAGAGAGAGAGAGAGAGAGAGAGACAGAGAGAGAGAGAGAGAGAGAGACAGAGAGACAGAGAGAGAGACAGAGAGAGAGACAGAGAGAGAGACAGAGAGAGAGACAGAGAGAGAGAGACAGAGAGAGAGACAGAGAGAGAGAGAGAGAGAGAGACAGAGAGAGACAGAGAGAGAGAGAGACAGAGAGAGACAGAGAGAGAGACAGAGAGAGAGAGAGAGAGAGAGACAGAGAGACAGAGAGAGAGACAGAGAGAGAGACAGAGAGAGACAGAGAGAGACAGAGAGAGAGACAGAGAGAGACAGAGAGAGAGAGAGAGAGAGAGAGAGAGAGAGACAGAGAGACAGAGAGAGAGAGAGAGAGACAGAGAGAGAGAGAGAGAGAGAGAGAGAGACAGAGAGAGACAGAGAGAGACAGAGAGAGAGAGACAGAGAGAGACAGAGAGAGAGAGAGAGAGAGAGAGACAGAGAGAGAGACAGAGAGAGAGAGACAGAGAGAGACAGAGAGAGAGAGAGAGAGAGAGACAGAGAGAGACAGAGAGAGAGAGAGAGA
Messenger RNA from Sander lucioperca (pikeperch), 1071 nucleotides. Its product is annotated as octapeptide-repeat protein T2-like. The transcript has 4 exons. The record is from RefSeq and is a predicted model, not a curated record. The annotation marks the transcript as partial. NCBI's taxonomy places the organism in Eukaryota, Metazoa, Chordata, Actinopteri, Perciformes, Percidae.